Messenger RNA from Staurois parvus, 338 nucleotides. The record is from the annotation of a GenBank genome assembly. Lineage: Eukaryota; Metazoa; Chordata; Amphibia; Anura; Ranidae.
AUAAUAUUUCCAAUGUUUCAGAUCCUUAACUGCAUCUUAGCUUUUCUAGCACAGCAAGGAUGGUUGGUAACAGCAUUGAUAGUUAUAUAUUUAUAGACUGCAACGGGACAUCACUUAUCCAUAUUUGCAAGCACUUAGACCAGCCUUUCUCAACCAGGGUGCCCAGGCACCCUGGGGGGUGCCUUGGUAAAAUGGCUAAAAAUUGCCCAAAAUGUAUAUACAAGCCAGCGGGUGGAACAAGCCUGCCUUUUAGUAACACAAAGCCACAGGUUUUCAUUGUGCACCAUUACAACCUUUUAGCCGCUGGCAUCCUGACAACCAAUGACAUCAUCAGUUGA